Coprinopsis cinerea okayama7#130 is the source of this 941-nucleotide messenger RNA. RefSeq names its product 40S ribosomal protein S4. The coding region runs from base 51 to 842 and encodes 263 amino acids. Gene Ontology annotation, molecular function: structural constituent of ribosome; RNA binding. The transcript has 5 exons. Gene Ontology annotation, cellular component: cytosolic small ribosomal subunit; ribosome. The record is from RefSeq and is a predicted model, not a curated record. Gene Ontology annotation, biological process: translation. NCBI's taxonomy places the organism in Eukaryota, Fungi, Basidiomycota, Agaricomycetes, Agaricales, Psathyrellaceae.
ACGACGACGACCACCCUCCUCAAGACCCCUUACGCAGACGGCAUCGCAAAAUGGCCCGGGGACCUAAAAAGCACUUGAAGCGCCUUGCUGCGCCCUCCUCAUGGAUGUUGGACAAGCUCGGUGGUACCUAUGCCUCUCGUCCUUCUCCUGGUCCCCACAAGCUCCGAGAGUCCCUCCCCCUCACCGUCUUCCUCCGCAACCGUCUAAAGUAUGCUUUGACUGGCCGUGAAGUCACUUCUAUCGUCAAGCAACGCUUGAUCAAAAUCGACGGCAAGGUCCGCACCGAUCCCACCUACCCCGCUGGUUUCAUGGAUGUGAUCUCCAUCGAGAAGUCUGGCGAACACUUCCGCCUGCUCUAUGAUGUCAAGGGCCGAUUCACCAUCCACCGCAUCACCCCCGAAGAGGCCACCUACAAGCUCUUGAAGGUCAAGAGGGUCGCUCUUGGUGCCCGCGGUGUUCCUCACGUUGUCACCCACGACGGACGAACCAUCCGUUACCCCGAUCCUUUGAUCAAGGUCAACGACACCGUCAAGUUCGACCUUGAGCAAAACAAAAUCACCGACUUUGUCAAGUUCGAUACCGGCAACCUCGUUAUCGUGACUGGUGGUCGUAACAUGGGACGGGCUGGUACUAUUGUGCACAAGGAGAAGCACGUUGGUGGUUUCGAUAUCGUCCACAUCAAGGAUUCGCUAGACCGAACCUUCGCCACCCGUGUUUCCAACGUUUUCGUUAUUGGUGAGGGAACCAAGGCCUGGAUCUCGCUGCCCAAGGGCAAGGGUCUCAAGCUCACCAUCGCCGAGGAGCGUGAUGUCAGGAGAAAGCGGGCAGCAGCUGAUCAAUAAACGCAUUUCUUUCUUCACCUUUUUCAUCCCAUGGCCACAUUAUGUCCUGUAUGCCUACAUGACUGACACAUAUUCAUGCACCAUUAUGCUCUGCGGGUC